GAAAAAAGAGGCAAAGUAAUGAAAGAAUACAAACAAACAUGCCCCUCGUGAAGCAUACAAUAAUGCAAAUUGAUCAGCAGCAGACAUCCCUACUAGUCUACAAAUCUCACUAUCUAUGUGGUCUCUACAAGUUCUAACUUUGUGUUCUUCAUCAGGACUUGGAACUCCUGUACACACACUAUAUUUUUUUCUUUUUAAUUUCAGACAAGUUGCCAUUUUUAUGUUGUUCUUUGCCAUUUAUUCACGGGUACUCGAAACUAUUCAAUUAUUAUCAUGUCACCUCAACAAUCAUGUGUCCACGGGUACACACCAGACAAACCCUGUAUUUAUUUAGUCAGAGUUUGCUGGUGAGCGAGAGAUCAGAAAGAGAUGCACACAAUCAAAAACCUCCCUCUCAUUGCAGUGCUUCUGCGAUUCGUUUUGGUUUUACAAAUAUUUUUCCAGUACCAGAUAUAUUGCGAUGAUCACCUGGCCAGAAAAUCGCUAGAAAUAGGACUGGGGCCAAUUAUAAGUAUUGGUGGCAGUCCUCCAGAGCAAAAUCCUGACCCUCCACCACAGAAAGGCUACUGCCCGACAUCGCCUCCAGAGCCGAUACAUUCUUAUGAGAGCAAGAGGAUCAAGAUUGUGUACCCAGUUAUACAAGAAUUCAAGAAAAAGGUCACUCAUGACCCUUUUGGCAUUACAAACACAUGGGUUGGCCCUGACAUUUGCAACAAAUACAAGGGCUUUUUUUGUGACACUGCCCCUGAUUUAAAUCAAACCGCAAUCGCAGGAAUUGAUUUCAACGGCUACAACUUGGCAGGUCCAGAGCUCACACUCUCCGGUUUUCUUGAUCAAUUACCUGAUAUUGCUAUAUUUCAUGCAAAUUCCAACAAUUUUACUGGGGUAGUUCCUAAAAGUAUAGCCAAUCUCCGGUUCUUAUAUGAGCUGGAUCUUAGUAACAAUGUGUUUACAGGUGAGUUUCCUAUCGAACUUCUUGGUGGAACAAAUUUAAGUUUUUUAGACCUCCGGUUCAACAAAUUCUCCGGGGUGCUUCCGCCUCAAGUCUUCCUGUUAGGGCUCGAAAUACUUUUCAUAAACAACAAUAACUUCAUGCAAAAGCUCCCUGAUACUCUCGGCUCCGGAAAAUUCUAUUACCUUUCCUUGGCCAACAACAAUUUAAGCGGCUCCAUCCCUUCAAGCAUUGGAGAUCUAAAAGACACUCUAGUCGAAAUUCUCUUAUUAAACAACCAGCUCUCUGGCUGCUUGCCCUGUGAAAUCGGCCUUUUACGCCAUCUCACCCUCUUCGACGCGAGCCAGAAUAAUUUGACAGGCCCUAUACCAGCCUCAUUCAGCUGUUUGGGCCAUCUAGAGUUACUCAACUUGGCUCAAAACCAACUUUCUGGGACAAUACCAGAUUCCCUGUGCUUGCUGCCCAAGCUGGCAAAUUUGUCAUUGUCAGAUAAUUAUUUCACCAAAGUAGGGCCAUUAUGCAAGAUUUUGAUAUGGAGAAAGGUGAUUGAUGUGAGAAUGAAUUGCAUACCAGGCCUUCCGGGUCAGAGAUCAGCAGCUGAUUGUCAUGCAUUCUUCUCUAAACAUAAAUGUUGUUCAGAUGCUGAGAAAUGCAAGAUUUGGAUUCCUUGUGGUGCUCAGCCACACCAGAAGCUAUCAGCUGCGGCAGUUCCUAGAUCGUACCGUGCUCUAGCACCCCAGGUAAGACUUUAAAACAAUUUAGAGCAAAAGAAAUAUUUUGAUUGAUUGGUGAAAUAAUAGUCUUGUUUGAGUAUAUGUUAUACGAUAUAGUGUAAAAAAUAAUCUUGUUUCCUUUA
This is a messenger RNA of Daucus carota subsp. sativus, 1808 nucleotides long. RefSeq lists its product as uncharacterized. Gene Ontology annotation, molecular function: protein binding. Bases 370 to 1704 code for a protein of 444 amino acids. NCBI's taxonomy places the organism in Eukaryota, Viridiplantae, Streptophyta, Magnoliopsida, Apiales, Apiaceae. The record is from RefSeq and is a predicted model, not a curated record. The transcript has a single exon.